AUGGCAAUAAGUGGUAGCCAUACUCUAGCUGGAAUUCAAAAUAAAAGUUUUCCUGACCUAACCAAAGCCAAUAUACGUGGACGUGCUGAAUUACUUGCUCCUCGAAAUAGUUUAUAUAAAUCAGCCUAUAGCAAUAGUUCAAGAAAUGGGGAAAUGAACAUAAAGGAAAAAUUUGUUCGUGCAUGUGAAAAUGGAGAUUAUAGUACAGUACAUCAAAUUCUUCGAGACGAUCCUAAAUUUAAUAUUGAUGUUACUAAUCAAUUAGGUCGUACAGCAAUGCAAUUAGCUAUUGAAAAUGAACAUCUUGAAGUUGUUACACAUUUAUUAUCUCAAUGUGAUGGACAAAAAAUGCGUGAAGCUAUUUUAUUAGCUAUUUAUCUUGGUCAUGUACAAAUAGCUGAAGCAUGUUUACGUCAUCCAAAAUUUAAAAUAUUAUCUGAACGAAGAGCUAUUACGGCUGAUGAAGAGUCAUUUUGGCAUACACCAUCAUCAGAUGAUGCACAAUUUUCACCUGAUAUAACACCAUUAAUAUUAGCAGCACAAUACAAUCGAACGGAAAUAGUUCAAUUACUCUUAAUUGGUGGUGAUCGUAUAACAAAACCACAUGAUUAUCACUGUAAAUGUUUACAAUGUCAUCAUAAAUUUAAAUUUGAUUCAUUACGUCAUGCACAAUCACGUUUAAAUGCAUAUCGUGGUUUGGCAAGUGAAAGUUAUAUUAGUUUAGUAUCAGUUGAUCCAAUUUUAACAGCAUUUGAACUUGGUCGAGAAUUAAGAGAUUUAUCAGCAAAAGAAAAAUAUUUUAAAAAUGAAUAUAUGAAUUUAGCUGAUCAAUUAAGUGCAUAUGCCGUGAAAUUACUUGAUAAAGUUCGUGGUCAUAGAGAACUUGAUUGUGUUUUAGGAAAAACUGGGAAAGAAUCAGAAGAAAAAUAUUUACUUCUAGCUAGACUCUAUUUGGCAAUUAAAUACGAAGAAAAACCAUUUGUUGCACAUUCAAAUUGUCAACAAAAAUUAGUCGAAAUUUGGCAUAGUCAAAUACGUAAUCUAUUCAAAUUAAAUCCUUUACUUAUUCUAUUAUUAAUUAUUUUAUAUAUAUUUAUUUUACCAUUUGCUUGUGUAAUCUAUAUAUUAACUUCAUGGUCAAAUUACACAAACAAACUUCAACGAUUUCUUCAACAACCAUGUAUAAAAUUUAUUGGUCAUAUAAUAUCAUAUGCAAUAUUCAUUGUUUUAAUUAUUGUUUCAAGUCUUUUAUUUGCAAGUGAAUUGAAAAACCAAUCAAAACGUUUAAGUACUCUUCAUCCAAAUAUAUCAUUAGCAUUAAAUCAAUCAAUAACAAAUGCAAAUAAUUCAUCUGCUAUAAAAGAUUGUGAUAUAUAUCCAGACGAUGAUCUUUACUUUCGGGCUAAUAAACCAACAUGGAUUGAUAUCACAAUAUCAGUUUUUGUUGUCGGUUUUCUGUGGCACGAAAUUAAACAAGCAUAUAAUGAUGGUCUUCAAGAUUAUUUUCUUUCAUGGAAUAAUAUUGUUGAUUCAUAUCGGUACUAUUGGGUUUCAUUAGAUCCAAUUAAUGUUGCUGAAGGACUGUUUGCUAUCGCAAAUAUAUUUAGUUUUUCACGUAUUUGUUUUCUGCUACCAGCAUUUCAACAUUUGGGACCAUUACAAAUAUCAUUAGGUCGAAUGAUGUCUGAUAUUGGAAAAUUUAUUAUAAUAUUUUUAAUAAUUUUCUGUGGGUUUAUGUUUGGUUUAAAUAAUCUAUUUUGGUAUUAUAAAAAAUCCGUACGAGCUAAAGUUGAACUAGAAACUCAUCCAUCGGAUGAAAAUUUAGCAGCAGAAAAAUCUUUUGGAACAAUGCCUACAACAUUUAAAACUGUAUUUUGGUCAUUAUUUGGCUUAGCAGAAAAAGAAGCUGUAGAACUAGGAGAUUAUGAUAAGCGUUUUACAGAAAUAGUUGGAUAUUUAAUUUACGGUGCAUUUAAUAUUGCAAAUGUUAUUGUUUUACUUAAUAUGCUUAUUGCUAUGAUGUCAAAAUCUUAUGAAACCAUUGAAGAACAUGCAGAUGUCGAAUGGAAAUUUGCACGCAGUGGAACAUUACCAGUUCCAUUUAAUAUAAUUCCAACACCAAAAAGUGUCUAUUAUUUAUUUCGCCGAAUAUUUUCUUGUAUAAAAAGAUUGAAAGCUUCUAAUAGAGAAUCAUCACAUUCAAAUGAUACAAAUAAUACCUUACCGCCAACAAACCAAACAGGAGGAGCAGCUCGUCGAACACCAAACUUGGGUCGUAAUGGUAUACCAACAGUAACUAGUAGACAAAUAACGAAUGUAAAUUUAAGUGAUGCUAAUAAUUAUCGAGCACGUGAAGGUUCUUUUGAUAUAAAUCAAACAUUAACUUAUCGUAAAGUAGUGAAUCGUGUUAUAAAACGUUUUCUUUUAAAUAAACAACGUGAAGAACAAGAAGAAAUUCGUGAAGGUGAUUUUGAAGAACUCAAACAAGAUAUUCAAAUGUUACGUAUUGAAUUAUUACAUCGUUUGGAUGAAACACGUGAUAAUUUAUAUAAGAAUAGUGCUUUAUUAAAUGAAGGUGUCGUUGUUGUUGGAGAACUUGUAUCAAAUUUUAUGAAUGAUAAAAAUUCAUUAGAUAAAAAUUUUGAUUUAUUUAAAAAAAGUUUUUAUGCAAGAACAGACAGUGGAGUCGAAUCAACUGCAUCAACAUUUAAUACAACAUCAACAACAAAUAUAAAUCAAUCAAUACAUACAUCAAAAUUGAAUGCCAAUUCAAAAGCAGUAUCAAAUUUUUCAUUUAAUAAUCAACAGGAAUCAGAUAUUAAUCCAAUAGAUGCAGUUAAACAUAUAUGUGCGGCACAUAUUAAAUUAUCAAAUAUUGCAGAAGGAGAUGAAAAUUUAAAUAAAACUUUAAAAUAUAUUGAUGAUGAUGCUGAAGAAGAUGUUCAAACUCGACAUGCGACAGUAGAUGUAUCAAAAACUAAUGAUGAAGUAGUUUCUUCGAAAUAUUAA
Molecule: messenger RNA, 3009 nt
Organism: Rotaria sp. Silwood1
Lineage: Eukaryota; Metazoa; Rotifera; Eurotatoria; Philodinida; Philodinidae
Source: the annotation of a GenBank genome assembly